AUGUCUACCGAUAAGAUCUCAGUUUUAUUAAACUGGCAUGCUACCCCUUACCAUCUUCCUAUCUUCUUAGCUCAAUCUAAAGGUUACUUUAAACGAGAAGGUGUUCAAGUCGCCAUCUUAGAACCAAAUGACCCUUCUGAUGUUACCGAACUCAUCGGAUCAGGAAAAGCUGAUCUUGGUUGUAAAGCCAUGAUUCACACUUUGGCUGGAAAGGCUAGAGGUUUUCCGAUCAAGAGUAUUGGAACUUUGAUGGAUGAACCAUUCACUGGUGUAAUCUACCUCGAAGGAUCUGGUAUUACCACUGACUUCAAGUCUUUGAAAGGUAAACGAAUUGGUUACGUUGGUGAAUUUGGUAAGAUUCAAAUUGAUGAACUUACAAAGUACUAUGGUAUGACCAAGGAUGAUUACACUGCAAUCCGUUGCGGAAUGAACGUUUCCAAGGGUAUCAUCGAAGGUACCAUUGAUGCCGGUAUCGGACUUGAGAACAUUCAACAAGUCGAACUUGAAGAAUGGUGCAAAGUUAAUGGCCGACCCGCUUCAGAUGUUAAGAUGUUACGAAUUGAUGAAUUGGCCGAAUUAGGUUGUUGUUGCUUCUGCUCCAUCCUUUACAUUGGAAACGAAGGUUGGCUAGCCGAGCACCCUAAGGAAGCUGCUGGCUUCAUGCGUGCUGUCAAGGCUGCUGCCGAUGACAUGUUCGCUGACCCUCGUGCCAGUUGGGCAGAGUACUGCAAGAUCAAGCCGGUUAUGAACAGCCCACUUAACCAAAUCAUGUUUGAUCGUAGCUUCAACUACAUGAGUCAAGACCUUGUCAACGUCUCUCGAGACUGGAACAAGGUUACAAAUUACUCUCGACGACUUGGGAUCGUGCCUGAUGACUUUGUCAGCAACUACACCAACGAAUUCGUUCAAUGGGCCGUUGCUGAUGAAGGUGAUGAUGCAGCUGGCUUAGCUAAACAAGCUGAGAUCUCUCGUCUUCAAGCUGAAGUAGCUGCUAAAGGUGGUGUUCUCCUUGGUCAAUCUUAA
Melampsora larici-populina 98AG31 is the source of this 1023-nucleotide messenger RNA. RefSeq lists its product as uncharacterized. NCBI's taxonomy places the organism in Eukaryota, Fungi, Basidiomycota, Pucciniomycetes, Pucciniales, Melampsoraceae. The record is from RefSeq and is a predicted model, not a curated record. The coding region runs from base 1 to 1023 and encodes 340 amino acids. Gene Ontology annotation, biological process: thiamine biosynthetic process. The transcript has 10 exons.